Messenger RNA from Anthonomus grandis grandis, 5003 nucleotides. RefSeq lists its product as uncharacterized. Lineage: Eukaryota; Metazoa; Arthropoda; Insecta; Coleoptera; Curculionidae. The record is from RefSeq and is a predicted model, not a curated record. The transcript is spliced from 22 exons. The coding region runs from base 229 to 4458 and encodes 1409 amino acids.
ACAGCAGUUACCACCACUGGUACACGAGGUUAUUUUACGCGUCAGCAGUAUUUUAUGCUGCGUGUAAACUUGGUGGGAAAAUCAGUUUGCUUUUCCUAGUUUUGAAAACUUUGAUGAUUUUUAUUCUUUUUGGAACGUGCGGUUUUGCGUAAAAGUUUUCUUCAGGAUUAUACUUGGAAGCAAAGUAUGUCCAAAUAAUCUUAAACAAACUGGUAGAGGAUCGGCAAAAUGAAAAGCUACCCCUACAUCCCCAGCAUGGUGCAAGCGAUUACUGUCCUCACGGUACUGAAAAUGAUGACCAAAGCCCAAACUUCUUGUGGCUCCGGAUCUAUGAAUGGUAAAAUCCUUUAUGAAAGAUUACCCAACGUUCAGCUACAAGGGUUUGAUGAUGACGUAGUGAGGGACACCUCUCCGCCCUUCACCGUACUGGAGAAAUGCCAGGAUAUGUGCUUAAGAGAUCGCUCUUCAAACAAUAUUGUCAGGCAAUGCGCUUCCUUUGACUUCCAACCAGGAAGUCGUAUAGCAACGUUCAACGGUGAUCCUCAAUAUGAAGAAAGUACGUGUUACCUUACAGGGGAGCAAGGACGUCCUGAAGGACUUGGGAAUCUGAUGCUUGCACCGAAUAGUAUACAUUUUACAGAAGUUUGCAUUACUUCCAACAGACCAGACAGAGAAUGUCCGAACAGAAGGUACAUCUUCGAACGUCAUCCAAGAAAAAAAUUAAAACUACCAGCGGCUGAUUUGAAAGAAACCAACGCGAACAAUAGGAGCGAGUGCGAGGAUAAAUGUCUCAAUGAGUUCAGCUUCGUUUGUAGAUCUGCCACUUUUGAUUCUGGCAUGAGAACUUGUACUCUCAGUAGGUUCACUAGGAGAACUCACCCCGAGCUGUUAGAAGAUGAUCCUGAGAGUGAUUAUUUGGAGAACACUUGCUUGAAUGCUGAAAGGAGGUGUGAUGGGUUAGCGGUUUUUAUUAAAGAAGAAAACAAACGGUUAGGAGGACCUUUUGAGGUCGACAUGUUUACCAACUUAACUUUAGAAGAUUGUCAAGCCAUGUGUGUUAGAGCAGAGAAGUAUUUGUGCAGGUCAAUUGAGUAUGACGAAAUGACUAAACAAUGCACAAUCUCAGAGGAAGAUUCCAUUUCCCAAAAGGAUGACAUUGGGGUGGCCAGCAGUCCCACCCACCACUUCUACGAUUUCGUUUGUCUGGAUAGCCCGCGUGGGUCGGAAUAUCCAGAUAACUCAGUCACCAGCCAUCUGUUCACUGGGAAAAAGGCUGACACAGCCUUUCAGAGGUACCGCAACAGUAGACUAGGAGGAGAACAUCAUUCAGAGAUCUCCGGGAGAUCGUUGAGCGAAUGCCUGGAUGAAUGCCUACGUCAGCCAAGCUUCCAAUGUAGGUCAGCUGAAUACAGCGAGCGCUACAGAACUUGCAGGUUAACCAGAUACAAUCAGAGGGACGGCAUGAGAAUCAUUUAUGAUGCGGAUUAUGAUUACUAUGAAAAUUUAAUGCUUAGUGGUGAUGAUGGUGGGUCAGGGUCUCGUCCAGGAGACGGAUAUAGGCCAGGAUCAGGAGGAGCAGGAGGUGGUGGUGGUGGUGGUGGAGGAGGAGGUGGAAGAUACCCAGCAACUGGUGGACGCUACCCAAUAACUACAGGAAGCAGAUAUCCUCCUCCAACAGGCGGAGGACCGGCUGGAGGUUAUGAUGAUCGACCUGCUGGAAGACCUCCUGUGUAUCCUGACAGAUAUCCUGAUGAUGAUAGGUAUCCAGAUGAUCGGUAUCCUCCAGAGCGUUUUCCGUCUGCCAGACCCACAGAUAGAUAUCCAAUAGGUCCUUCUAGGUUCCCACCGUCUUCGAGUGGUGGACGAUAUCCUAUAGAUGAUUUUGACAGGUAUCCAGCAUUCCCCCCAUCAUCUAGCGGUGGCCACUUAUAUCCAAGACCAAGACCCAAUGGUUACAAUGGUGCACCUGACAGAUACGGAGGUAGAUAUGGAGAAAGGUAUGGGAGUAGAUAUGGUGACAGAUACGACUACCGUCACGACAGUUUCUAUGGUGAUAAGUUCGGUGAGAGGGACAGAGAUAGGUUCAAUGCCAUAGACCGGUAUCCACCUGGGGUCAUUGACAGAUAUAACGGAGCAGACAGAGAUAAAUAUAAUGAAAACAGAGACAGAUUCAAUAUUGAUAGGGACAGAUAUCCAGUUGAUAAGGACAGGUAUCCUCCUGAUAGAGACCGAUAUGCUGGUGGGUAUGAUAGUGAGGAUCGGUUUAGUUCCAGAUAUGGAGGAACAAGUAGUAACAGAUAUGGUAACAGAUACAAUGACAGAUUUGGCGGAAGCAGAUAUGGAGUGACUGGCAACCGUUACGACCCAAAUAGGUACGAUUAUUAUGGUGACGACAGAGAUGGCGGAAGCAGAUGGUUCCUUAGACCAGAUAGGCGACCUCUAGGACGCCCCGUAGAUGGAAGACCUCCAUUAGAUCGUCCGGGGUUUGAAGAUCGGCCAUACGGCAACAGAAGACCAAUAUCUCCAGGACCUGACGGGCCUAUUUAUGAUAAUUUCUUAGGUGGUGGUGCAGGAGGAGGAGGACCUAUUGGUCCUCAAAGGCCUUACUCUAGCAGAUGUGAGGAGUCGGAUUCGUUCAAGCAAAUGGGCACCAGGCAAAGGGCCCGUAAGGAGUUUGUGAGAAGAAGACUAUUUGCGCCAUCUUUGAAUAGGUGCCAACAAGAGUGUGUGGAAGAGAGAGAGUUCAUUUGUAGAGCUUUUAAUUAUAAGGACAGUGCGCCAGCGGUUUCUUAUGAUACUGACAGGGAUAACUGUGAGCUGAUAGAUAGAGACAGUAGAGAUUUGGAGAUGGGGAACAACCAAUACUUUGAUACAAAUGGAAACUAUGACUUUUACGAACGGUCUCUCUCAAGAAACGGUGGCGACGACGAUUGUCUUGAUGUAAGCCAAGUCUGUAACGAGGAUGGCAUGGAGUUCACCCUGCGUACCCCCGAAGGAUUCUACGGCAGGAUCUACACUUAUGGGUUCUAUGAUCGAUGCUUCUUUAGAGGCAAUGGUGGAUCUGUUAACAUUUUAAGAAUCAGUGGUGCUCAAGGUUUUCCAGAGUGCGGAACUCAGCGCUACGGAGACACUAUGACUAACAUAGUGGUGGUCCAGUUUAGUGAUUUCGUUCAAACUGGUAAAGAUAAAAGGUUUAAUCUGACCUGUAUGUUUAGAGGACCAGGAGAAGCGGUGGUGUCCUCAGGAUUUAUAGGAGCAGGUGCUGGUAGUCCGAUCCCGAUUGAAUACCUCCCGGCGGAGAACACCUUAAGUUCCAAAGUAAGAUUGAUGAUCCUGUAUCAAGGAAGACCAACUACCACUAUAGCAGUGGGUGACCCUCUCACAUUCAGAAUUGAGGCCCAAGAUGGAUAUAACUAUGCUACAGAUAUUUUUGCUACGAAUGUUGUUGCUCGUGAUCCAUACUCGGGAAGAUCAGUGCAGCUGAUUGACAGAUUUGGUUGUCCAGUGGACAGCUUCGUUUUUCCAGAACUGGACAAGGGACGUAGUGGUGACAGCUUGGAGGCAAGAUUCAAUGCCUUCAAGAUACCAGAGUCAAACUUCUUGGUAUUUGAAGCUACCGUGAGAACUUGUAGGGAUGGCUGCCAGCCAGCUUACUGCCAAACUGGAACUGGACGGUCUGAGCCGUCAUUCGGAAGGCGACGCCGAAGGUCAAUAAACGAAACUGAAGCUCAAAAUAAAACCUCCAAGGAAGCCUUGGAGCACCAAAAAACUGCAACAGAACCAAUAAAACCAAGAGAAGUCAAAGCAGCAUCAAAGGAUUCAACAGUUUCAUUCUUGGUACCUAAAACUGCGUCCACCAAAACAGGCGAAGAUAAUAAAAAGGACGAAAAGGAAAAGAAGGAAGAUGAGGAGCCUGAAAUUGUCCAAGAGAUGAUCGAGGUCUUUGAUUCGAGAGAUGAAAUGCCCCAAGCAAGAAUAGCAGAACCAGCCCCGGAAAUCAUUUGCCUCUCGCCUAACGAAUAUCACGGUCUCAUAGGGGCUGUGUUCGUGCUAGUAGCCAUUCUGCUGAUUUCUUCGUUGCUAGCAGGGCUCGCCUAUCGGAAAUACUGGCUGGUUAUGAGGAAGAAUAUGUUAGCAGAUAGAAUGUCAUCUUCAAACUUUUCCUCGACGCCUUCUUAUCCUACUAGUAGAAGCAGCGCCGGACUAUCCCAAGGAAUAUCCAUUUUCGGCACCACAAUCCCGAAACCAUUUUCGAACUUCAGCGUGGCGAGUGCCUCGAAUUUCCCGAUCAUCCCCAAGACGGACCCCUUCGACACCCCAGGAUCGGCUCCGGGAGGACCAUUCGAAGACCCCAGCGAGCCAAUUUACACUGAUCCCUCCCUGUUCGAACGAUCUCGCAGCUUGAGGAGUAUCGCGGUAUCCCCGAAACGUCGGAUAUCUUCGGUCGAACGCAAAUAGUUUCUGCACAGGGACGGACUAAGGGGCAUUUUUAAAUAUCAUAUGUUUUUAUGAAAAAUUACUAAGUUAAGUAAGUGUAAAUAGUACGAUACGAGUUAGCAUUAUGUCGUUUGUUUCAUGUGCAAUUUUCUCUUCACUGCCUGUAAAACUACUGCCAACAGUAAAUCCGCUCUUGCAACCAAUGUGAUGUUUAUUACAGUUAUUAUUUAAAAAAAUAUAUCGUUUAUUAUAAAAUAUUUAUAAGCAAUAAUAGUUACUAUUUGCAUACAUAUACAGUGGGGUUAAGAUGUGAUCAUGAUGGCCAAGAUGCCCAGAUAACCAAAAUUGCACUGUAUGUUAGAUUUAAGUUUUUUUUAUAAUUAUUGGUAAUGAAAUUAAUAACAUGCCUAAAUUAAUUAAUUACGAAAUUGUAUUUAUUUUAUUUCAAGUAUUUUUAACUAUAUCUGUUUCUGCAGUAACAAGCACUUUUAGGCUAAUAAUUGCACUAUGCAAAUGUUAUUUUAUAGGUAUGUAAAUAUUUUUCAAUAAAUUUGCUAAAAAAAUUA